Ziziphus jujuba (common jujube) is the source of this 2483-nucleotide messenger RNA. RefSeq names its product homologous-pairing protein 2 homolog. Gene Ontology annotation, molecular function: recombinase activator activity; double-stranded DNA binding. The record is from RefSeq and is a predicted model, not a curated record. Bases 1514 to 2194 code for a protein of 226 amino acids. Gene Ontology annotation, cellular component: DNA recombinase auxiliary factor complex; condensed nuclear chromosome. Gene Ontology annotation, biological process: meiotic strand invasion involved in reciprocal meiotic recombination; homologous chromosome pairing at meiosis; meiotic joint molecule formation. The transcript is spliced from 8 exons. NCBI's taxonomy places the organism in Eukaryota, Viridiplantae, Streptophyta, Magnoliopsida, Rosales, Rhamnaceae.
GCAGCGAGUAUUAUAUUCGGCUCACGCGCUCUUAAAAGAAAGCCUCGGCGAAGAAAAAUUCUUCCCGCCCUUUCUCCUGAACUUUCCGAUCAAUGGCUCCGAAUUCCGAUAGCACCGAAGCAAAAUAGGCCACUGAGUGCUCAAAAUGUGGCUGACGCAUUGCAAAAUAUCAACCUCGAGAAGGCAGCUGUACAGAAAGCUCUGGAUACUCUUGCUGAUAGCGGGAAGAUUUCGUUCAAGGAGUAUGGUAAUCAGAAGAUAUACAUUGCUCGUAAGAACCAAUUCAAAAUUCCAAAUACCGAACUGCAACAACAGCUGGGUGAAGUAGAGAAGGCACUCAGUGAAGUUGAGAGGGAAGGAACUUGGAAUUGAAUAUGAUGGAGGUAUGGGUGUAAGCUUGCAGUCAUUUGGUGGCUUGCUGCAACAAGAUAAGAAGCGGAAAAGAGGCCAGUGAAUUUCUCUGAUGAAAUCUUAACUAGAGAUUUUUGAGAUUAUAGGUUUUUCUUGCUCUUUAACCAGAGGCGAAGCUGAGGCAAAUAUAUGUAGAAUUUCGCAUGCUGUGAUAUAACUCGGUACAUUAGUAGACGAUUUAUAGAUGUUAAUAUGCAAAACCUUUACAGAAUGAUACAGUAGUUUAUCGAGUUCAAUGUUGUUUUGUAACAAGUUAGACAUUUUCUAGCAUAAGGCAAUCUGUCCUUAACCAAUGCAUGUACAAGGUUGUCCAUAUAAAUGUGAAUGUUCAAGUGUGUAAACUGGUAGUUGCUUGGUGAAACCAAAUGAGCUCGUGAAGAUAUUAUCCAUUAUCCCUGGAGACUUCUGUAAAGUUAUUGGAUUUGGUCCUCUGUACACGAGCUUUAGAAUAUUAUCAAAAAAAAAAAAAAAAAAAAAAAACUUUAUAAGCUGUUAAUAUCCGUUACUCCAAAGGCGAAGCUUUGAAAGUACCACCUGGGCUGUUCUAUAUAUAUCCUAAUGUGCUGCAAUGCUGGUUAGAAACAACUUGGUCUAGAUGUCCUUUUUGCACAAGUUUCAACUUCAUCAUAUUCAUGGUGAUAGCACAUAUGUUAUUAGAUAUUCAAAAAAGAUUUAACUUAUGCUAUUUGGACAUUAAUAAAGCUCACAGGCAGAUUAAAUAUAUAUCCAAAAUUCUAAGUGCCCACCCACUUGUCUAGUCCUCACAGAUUUAAAAGCAGUGCAUUUUUGAAUCCCAGAUCCUGCAAUAUCGUUUGGCCUAAAAUAUUAACAUCAUCAUGUUGUAGUACUGUUUUAAUUAAUUAGAGCAUAAUAUAUAUAUAUCCAAUGUCGUUCUGCAUCAGUAAUUUAUACGCUUUGGUGCAAGUGGGUAAGACGGCGUCGUUUCCAAGUAAUCACGGGGUUUUAAGAAACGACAGCGUAACUAGUUGAUUCAUGAGGCGACGUCGUUCGAAGCGCAUGUGAUGUGGCUUUUAUUUGGCACGCGCACUCUUGGCGAAGAAGAAAAAUUGGUUCCCGCCCUUUCUGCUGAACUUUCCAAUCGAUGGCUCCGAAAUCCGAUAGCACCGAAGCAAUCGUGCUGAACUUCGUGAACGAGCAAAAUAGGCCACUGAACUCUCAAAAUGUGGCGGAUGCGUUGCAAAAGUUCAACCUCAAGAAGUCAGCUGUGCAGAAAGCGCUGGAUACUCUUGCUGAUAGCGGGAAGAUUUCGUUCAAGGAGUAUGGUAAGCAGAAGAUAUACAUUGCUCGUCAGGACCAAUUCGACAUUCCAGACAGCGACGAGCUCAAUCAGAUGAAGGAAAAAAAUACCAAGCUGCAACAACAGCUGGAUGAACUAAGGAAAGCAAUCAGUGGAGUUGAGGGGGAAAUCAAAACUUUGCAGUCAAAUUUAACACUGGAACAGAUACAUGAAAAAGAAGCCAGAUUAAGAAUGGAGGUCAUGGAACUGGAAGACAAAUUGGAAAAAUUGCGUGGGGGAGUUACCUUGGUGAGCCCUGAAGAUCGAGAGGUGGUAAAGAAAAUGUACUCGGAGCAAAUAAAUCACUGGAGAAAGCGCAAAAGGAUGUUUAAAGAUCUAUGGGAUGCUAUUACCGAAAACUCACCAAAGGAUCUCAAGGAAUUUAAGGAGGAACUUGGAAUUGAAUAUGAUGAAGAUAUCGGUGUGAGUUUGCAGUCAUUUGGUGAUCUGCUGCAACAAGGUACGAAGCGGAAAAGAGGCCAAUGAAUUCUCAGAUGAAGUCCUAAUUAAAGAUUUGAGAUUACAGGUUUUCUUGCUCUUUAACCAGGGGCAAAUCUGAUGCAAAUUUAUGUAGAUUUUCGAAUGCUCUUAUGGUGUAGAUUGGGCUUCUAUAUCUCAGUCCAUUAGUAGAUGAUUUACAGAUUGAUAUGUUAAACCUUUACAGAAUGAUACAAAUAGUUCAUCGAGUACGAUGUUAUUUUAUCACAAGUUAAACAUUUUUGUAGCAUAAGGCAAUUUGCCCUCACAAAUGCAUGCACGAGGUUGUCCAUAUAAA